AUGCGUCUCUCCAAACUCUCGUUUCUAGUCCACGCUCUGCUCCUGACCGCCGUUGCGGCUCAGGAUCUGAAGCGGGACGCCAGUGAUCUGAUCUCCGAUGUCACCAACAACGAUUCAUCCAGCUCUGCUGCCGAAGCGGCCACUACUUCAGCCGAACCCACUUCUACUUCCACCACUUCUACCACAGAAGAAACAUCUACCUCGACUAGUACCUCUAGCACCAGUACCAGUACUAGCACUACCACCACUAGCGAGGAGCCCACAACCACCACCACUUCCGAACAAGCCGCCAAAACUACUACGGAAGCCACCAAGACCAGCGAUAACAACAGCAACAACAACAACAACAACAACAACAACAACCAAGCUACCAGUACAUCAUCGACGACUUCAGAAAAUGACCAGAAGACUACUGCUGCUGCCACCGUCUCCUCUGCCUCCACCACCGAGUCUGCCGUUGUGAGAACUUACACUUCAUACGAGGUUGUGAGCGGAACCACCAAGGCGAAUGUGGUGACUACUACCUCUGCUGCGACCAAUACUGGAUCUGCUAGCUUGAACACCGGCAACAGCGGUUCCUCUAGCAGUGGCCUCUCGUCUUCGGACAAGAAGAUCAUCAUCGGUGUUGUCGUUGGUGUCGGUGGUGCUAUCGUGCUGGGUGUUCUGGCCGUUGUUAUCUGGCGCAUCCAGAAGAAGCGCAGUGAGCAGUAUGGUGAUGAAGAUACCGACUUGAUGGGCGGCACCGCCGUUGGCUCCGGUCCCCGUGAAAAGGCCCCUAGCCCGUCUGCCAACACUCCCUUCAAGAAUACACUGGACCAGUACCAUAACCCUGGUCCCGUCAACGCUGCAUCAAACUUCUAA
Molecule: messenger RNA, 861 nt
Organism: Penicillium malachiteum
Lineage: Eukaryota; Fungi; Ascomycota; Eurotiomycetes; Eurotiales; Aspergillaceae
Gene: midA
Product: putative cell wall protein
Exons: 1
Coding region: 1-861 (286 amino acids)
Source: RefSeq, a predicted model, not a curated record